Nannospalax galili (Upper Galilee mountains blind mole rat) is the source of this 270-nucleotide messenger RNA. It is a transcript of the gene Spint3, whose product is annotated as serine peptidase inhibitor, Kunitz type 3. NCBI's taxonomy places the organism in Eukaryota, Metazoa, Chordata, Mammalia, Rodentia, Spalacidae. The record is from RefSeq and is a predicted model, not a curated record. Bases 1 to 270 code for a protein of 89 amino acids. Gene Ontology annotation, molecular function: serine-type endopeptidase inhibitor activity. The transcript is spliced from 2 exons.
AUGCAGCUCCAGGCCUCCUUCUCCUUCCUUCUGAUCCUCACCUUCUGCCAAGAGCUUCACUAUGCAUCAAGAAAAGAUGCAGUUAAGAGUCCCUUCCCGGCUCUAUGCAAACUCCCCUUGGAUAAGGGUGAGUGUCGAGCUGCCUUCAGGAGACGGUUUUACAACUUCGAAGCCGGUAAAUGUGAGCUGUUCCGCUAUGGAGGCUGCAAAGGCAACACCAACAACUUUCUGAGCAAAGUGAAAUGUGAGAAAGUCUGCAAAGUCACGUGA